AUGGUGGCCGCGAUCCAAGCGGAAUGGGCGCUGCAGCCGCUCCCCGGCGAUUCACAUCUAGGAUUGCGCGAGGAGGUAGGCGCGAUGGAGCGCCAGGAUUUCGUGGACUCGGCGGCGUACGCAGCGCUGCUCCGGCGUUGCGCGCUGGCCAGGGACGCGGAGCAGGGGCGGCGAGUCCACGCCCACAUCGUCAAGAGCGACCAGGGCAACUCGAUGAGAUUCGUGGGAAGAACCGGCCACGAGAAGCUCCGAUUCCUCAAGAACCUGGCAGUGGAAAUGUAUGGCAAAUGCGGGCUUGUGGAAGAGGCCAAGGAAGUGUUUGAUGGGAUCAAGCGCUGGAACGAGUACUCGUGGACGAUGAUCCUCUCGGCGUAUGCCCACAAUGGGCAUUUUCACGCGGCGCUUGGAUUGUUCUGGAGGAUGCUGCUGGAGGGGAUUCGCGUCGAUAGCUUCACUCUCAGCAUCGCUAUCACUGUUUGCUCGGAUCUCGGCGAUCUCUCCUCCGGCCAGAGCGUCCGAGCCGUGGCAGUAGAGAGUGGACUCCACUCCGACUUGGUGGUGGCCACCGCGCUCGUCAAUCUCUACGGCAAGUGUGGAGCUGUGCGAGCUGCCAGGGAGAUUUUCGACUCGAUCGAGCUCGAGGUAAGAGACUCGCAUUGCUGGAACUCGAUGCUAGGAGCGUACGCGCAGCAUGGUUUUACUCGAGAAGCCAUGAGACUCCACCACGAGAUGGACUUUCAAGGUAUGAGAUCUAAAGAGGCUACGCUUGUGACUCUUCUAAGUUCUUGCUCGACUGUCCAGCAGGGGGAGAGGACCUACAGCCGGAUCAGAGCUUGCGGUUUCGACUCGGGUCUGAUCGUCCAGACUGCCGUGCUGACGAUGUAUGGGAGGUUUGGAAAGCUCGAGCAGGCCAAGGAGGUGUUUGAUGCGAUGCCGGAGAGAACGGUGGUGGCUUGGAGCGCUCUCAUCGCGGCCUGCGCUCAAAAUGGUUGUGAGCGAAACGCGUUCCGGAUCUUUCGGCUCAUGGAGCUGGAAGGAGUGAGGCCGGAUCACGUCACCUUCGUCAGCAUGCUCGCGGCGUGUGGAAGUUUGGAAGAGGCCAAGACGAUCCACGAGAGAAUCGCCGCUGCCGGAUACGAGAGCUUCGUCAUGCUGGGAAACUCCCUCGUCAGCUUGUAUGGGAAGUGUGGCAGCAUCCAAGACGCCAGGGACGCCUUCGACAGGAUCACUGCCAGGAACAUCGUGACUUGGAACUCCAUGAUCGCGACGUACGCUCAGCAGGGACGCGGGCGAGAAGUUUUGGAGCUCUACGAGCGGAUCAUGGACGAAAAGCUUGUGAAGCCAAACGUGAUCACGGUGGUGAGCAUCCUAGACGCUUGCGCGGACAUGGCCGCGCUGGAGAGAGGCAGCGAGAUCCAUGCAACUCACUCGAGUCUGUCCCAGGAGAUCGAGUCGGACAUCGUCGUGAAAACCUCGCUCGUCAACCUCUACGGGAAGUGUGGCCGAGUGGCAUCGGCUCGAGCAGUGUUUGACAAGAUCUUUGCUCGAGACGUGGUGGCCUGGAACACGAUGAUCGCAGCUUACGCCCAACACGGACACGACACACAGGCCAUGGAGCUCUACUGGGACCUGACCUUGGAAGGCGUCACUCCAAACGACAGUAGCUUCGUCAGCAUCCUUUUCUCGAUCAGUCAUGGCGGUCGAAGAAGCCGGGAUGCUGUCUCGCAGCUCUCGUCCAUCCGUGAAGACUACACGAACUUCACUCCAAAGGUGGAGCACUACUCGUGCCUGGUGGACACGUUGGCUCGAGCAGGAUCGCUGAGGGAGGCCGAGGAGCUCUUCUUUGCGAUGCCGUGCCUUCCAACCGAGGCCGUGUGCUUCUCGCUGCUCAACGCUUGCAAGGUUCACGGUGACUUCGAUCGGGCAGCCCGUGUUGCGGAGCGUUCGUUCCAGCUCCACGGCCUAGUGGGAAACUCCCAGGCACUGGUGAUGCUGUCGAGCAUUUUCUCGUCUGCUGGGAGGGACAAACUCGAGGAUGGUUUUGUUGGAGCCGUUCCGUCCAAGGAGUUGGAGAGUUUCAUCGAGAUUGACAAGGUGGUACAUGAAUUCUCUGCUGGUGAUGGAUCGUCUCAUCCCAGGGCUGAAGAGAUCCGGCGAGAGCUUGCUAGAUGUGUGCUGGAUGAACAGGAUUCCCGUCGCCACCACAGCGAGAUGCUGGCAGUCGGUCUUGGAUUGAUCUCCACGCCACACGGUAGGGAGCUGCAAGUGGUUAAAAAAUCUCGAGCUUGCUGGGAUUGUCAUGCAGCUCUUAAGAUCAUCUCCGAGAGAACGAGGAGGAGGAUUGUGUUGCGAGACGAGAGCAAGUUUCACCACUUUGAGAUAAGUGGUGGCUGUUCCUGUAAGGACUGCUGGUAA
Molecule: messenger RNA, 2415 nt
Organism: Selaginella moellendorffii
Lineage: Eukaryota; Viridiplantae; Streptophyta; Lycopodiopsida; Selaginellales; Selaginellaceae
Product: pentatricopeptide repeat-containing protein At4g21065
Exons: 1
Coding region: 1-2415 (804 amino acids)
Biological process (GO): RNA modification
Molecular function (GO): RNA binding; protein binding; zinc ion binding
Source: RefSeq, a predicted model, not a curated record